AGAGUUAACGUUAACUUCGCGGUGGCAACAAGUCAAGAAGAUCGACAACACUUUGGUGCACAGUAGUGGGGCGACUGUUUCGAACUUUGUAAACAAACUAGAGACAAACAAAUCGUAAAAAGUGCAAAUAGAAACGCGCUUAACAACAAUAGGAACAAAAAUCACAUCUUAAAUUGAUUCCACAUCGACAACGUGACAGCAUUGCAAAAUGAACGCCAAAGAGUUUCGGGAGUUUGGCAAAGCUGCCGUUGACUUCGUCGCCGACUAUCUGGAGAAUAUUCGCGAAAAUGAUAUACUGCCCUCCGUCGAGCCCGGCUACCUUUUGCCACUGCUGCCCAAGAAGAUGCCCGAGACACCCGAAGCUUGGCCAGAGAUUCUAACGGACAUCAAUCGCGUGAUAAAGCCAGGCAUCACCCACUGGCAGUCACCCAACAUGCAUGCCUACUUUCCCACCUGUAUUUCCUAUCCAUCUUUAGUGGGCGAACUCAUAGCCACCGGAUACGGCAUCGUUGGCUUCAGUUGGAUCUGCAGUCCUGCAUGCACUGAGCUCGAAAUGGUCGUCAUGGACUGGCUGGCCAAAUUCUUGCAUUUACCUAAACAUUUUUUGCACGAGGACGAUGGUCCAGGCGGUGGCGUGAUUCAGGGAUCCGCCAGCGAGUCUGUCCUUGUAGCUGUCCUGGCGGCCCGCGAACAGGCCGUACGCAAGGAACGCGAAAACCACCCGGAGAUGAGUGAGAGCGAUAUACGCGGCAAAUUGAUUGCCUACUCCUCUGAUCAGAGCAACAGUUGCAUAGAGAAGGCAGGCCUGUUGGCAGCCAUACGCAUGAAACUGCUGCCCGCCGAUGAAGAUCUCAUCUUUCGUGGCGCAACGCUACAGAAAGCAAUUGAGAAGGAUGUGGCUGCCGGUUUGAUACCAGUCAUAUGUAUAGCCACGCUGGGAACAACGGGUACAUGCGCCUACGAUGACAUCGAAUCGUUGGCCAGCAUCUGUGAGCAGUAUCAGGUGUGGCUGCAUGUGGAUGCAGCCUACGCAGGCGGCGCCUUUGCUCUGGAUGAGUGCGCCGAACUGCGUCGAGGCUUGGAUCGUGUGGACUCACUGAACUUUAACUUACACAAGUUUAUGCAGGUCAGCUUUGACUGUGCGGCGAUGUGGGUGCGCGAUGCCAACAAUGUGGUGGACAGUUUCAAUGUGGAUCGCAUCUAUCUAAAACACAAGCAUGAUGACCAGACAAAGAUCCCUGAUUUCCGCCACUGGCAGAUCCCUCUCGGUCGGCGUUUUCGCGCCCUCAAAGUAUGGAUAACAUUCCGCACGCUAGGCGCUGAGGGUCUUCGUGCCACAAUGCGCAAGCACAUCGAUUUGGCUAUCCAGUUUGAGAGGGCGGUUAAGGCAGAUAAGCGCUUCGAGGUGGUGGCACCACGUGCCUUGGGAUUGGUUUGCUUUCGUGCGAAGGGCGACAAUGAGAUCACGGCACAGCUUCAGCAUCGUCUGAUGGAGCGCAAGAAGAUUUACAUGGUCAAGGCGGAGCAUUGUGGUCGGCUGUUUCUGCGUUUUUCCAUAUGCGGCAUGGAUCCUAAGCCAUCAGACAUUGAGUUUGCCUGGACGGAGAUUGAGACACAAUUGACAGCAAUCUGUGCCGAGGAUCAGGUGAAUGCUCGAAAGGCUGGAGAUAUAACCGACCUAUCGCAUCAUCUAACUGGACUACAGCUAACGAAUGAAACUUUGCGCCGCUAGUUCAAAACUACUCCAACUUCAACAUUCAAACUUACUUAUGUAGACAAUAUUUAUGCUUAAUUUAAUUUUAGUUGGUCUGAUCGUUGGCAAUGUAGCAAAAAGUUAAGGUUUAAUAAAUGGAUAAAAAUAUAAUUAUAAAUAAAUGAGCAUACUCUGAUUUUGGAAA
Messenger RNA from Drosophila grimshawi, 1898 nucleotides. RefSeq names its product 3,4-dihydroxyphenylacetaldehyde synthase 2 (gene amd). The transcript has 2 exons. Bases 209 to 1732 code for a protein of 507 amino acids. Gene Ontology annotation, biological process: catecholamine metabolic process; amino acid metabolic process. The record is from RefSeq and is a predicted model, not a curated record. NCBI's taxonomy places the organism in Eukaryota, Metazoa, Arthropoda, Insecta, Diptera, Drosophilidae. Gene Ontology annotation, molecular function: aromatic-L-amino-acid decarboxylase activity; pyridoxal phosphate binding.